UUCUCUGGUCUUACUACAUCAUCCGCGUGCUCUGUUUAUAAUUUAGAAAUUGUUAAUUUUUUGAAAUAGCCAUGGAUGACGAAGCUGAAACCUACAAGCUGUGGCGCAUUCGCAAGACAAUCAUGCAGCUGAGCCACGAUCGUGGCUAUCUGGUGACCCAAGACGAGUUGGACCAGACCUUGGAGCAGUUCAAGGAGAUGUUCGGCGACAAGCCCAGCGAAAAGCGGCCGGCUCGCUCCGAUUUGAUAGUUUUGGUCGCCCACAACGACGAUCCCACGGACCAGAUGUUCGUCUUCUUUCCCGAGGAGCCGAAGAUCGGCAUCAAGACAAUCAAGACGUACUGCACCCGCAUGCAGGAAGAGAACAUCCACCGGGCCAUCGUUGUGGUGCAGGGCGGCAUGACGCCCUCCGCCAAGCAAUCCCUCGUAGAUAUGGCCCCCAAGUACAUCCUGGAACAGUUCCUCGAAUCCGAACUGCUGAUCAACAUCACGGAGCACGAACUGGUCCCGGAGCACGUGGUCAUGACCGUCGAGGAGAAGCAGGAGCUGCUCAGCCGUUACAAACUGAAGGAGAACAUGUUGAUGAGGAUCCAGGCGGGCGAUCCCGUGGCCCGGUACUUUGGACUCAAGCGCGGCCAGGUGGUUAAGAUCAUCCGUUCCUCUGAGACGGCGGGGCGGUACAUAUCCUACCGAUUGGUGUGCUGAUCCUGGACUUAUGAAUUAAUUUAAGAAACCUAUGAUUUAAGGAAGGCAGCGAAUUAUACACUCUAAUAAAUCGCAAUCUUUUCAGUGA
Drosophila mauritiana is the source of this 792-nucleotide messenger RNA. RefSeq names its product DNA-directed RNA polymerases I, II, and III subunit RPABC1 (gene Rpb5). NCBI's taxonomy places the organism in Eukaryota, Metazoa, Arthropoda, Insecta, Diptera, Drosophilidae. Gene Ontology annotation, molecular function: DNA-directed RNA polymerase activity; DNA binding. The transcript has a single exon. Gene Ontology annotation, cellular component: RNA polymerase III complex; RNA polymerase II, core complex; RNA polymerase I complex. Bases 72 to 704 code for a protein of 210 amino acids. Gene Ontology annotation, biological process: DNA-templated transcription. The record is from RefSeq and is a predicted model, not a curated record.